Molecule: messenger RNA, 2387 nt
Organism: Saccostrea cuccullata (small rock oyster)
Lineage: Eukaryota; Metazoa; Mollusca; Bivalvia; Ostreida; Ostreidae
Product: ankyrin repeat domain-containing protein 42-like
Exons: 12
Coding region: 92-1639 (515 amino acids)
Cellular component (GO): nucleus
Molecular function (GO): protein binding
Source: RefSeq, a predicted model, not a curated record
UUUUUCAAAAAAAAUAAAUAUCAAAAUCGGUUAUCUUUACUGCGAAACUCUUAAAAUACACUUCCGGCAAAACAGUUUGUUGGCAACCAGAAUGCCAGCCCAAAAGAGAUACUCCGGUAUCCACGAUGCCGUUAAAAAUGGUGAUGUACUGGAACUGGAGUCUAUGGUGAAAAAUGGUGCCAGUAUAAACGAAGUAGAGGAGGCAGACAAGUUUACUCCAUUACACACUGCCUGUAAUAGUGGGGCACUAGAGUGUGUUCAUUGGUUACUUUGGCAUGGAGCUGAUGCCACAGUGACCACAACAAGAGGGUGGACCCCAGCCCACAUUGCAGCAAUCAGAGGCCAAGAUGCCUGCAUGCAGGCACUGGUAAAUAAUGGAGUCAGCAUGUCUUCAAAAGACUCAAGGGGAAGCACUCCUGCUCAUCUAGCAGCUGCUCAUGGAAACUCUUUCACACUCAACACAAUCUUAAGGGCUGGAAUUGAUGUGAAUGCAACAGACAACUUUGGCUGGAGCUUGGUUCACUCAGCAGCGUAUCACGGUCGUCUGGGCUGCCUUCAGUUAUUGAUCAAAUGGGGAGCAAAUAUAGAUGAAGUGGACAAGGUUGGAAACACACCAGCUCACUUGGCUGCUGGAGAAGGACAGCUGCCCUGCCUGAAGUAUCUAGUCAGUACAGGUGUUAACCCUCUACAUGUCCUGGGUGCCAGGAAUGAUCAGGGGGAGACGCCCAAAGAUCUGGCCCAGCAGUUCUACAAGGAUGUCAUAGUGGAGUAUAUUAACGGGAUAGAAUGGGAAAGGGACCACCCAGAAGAGGCAGAAAACUUAGCAUUCCCAGCUCAUGUGGCAGCAUACACAGGGGACUUAGAUCACCUACGCAUGUUAGUGGAAAAUGGAGUAAUCAACAUUAAUGAAAGGGACGAGAAAGGGGCCACCCCAGCUCACAAAGCUGCUGGAAAUGGUCACCUCCAUGUUCUUCAGUGGUUAGUGGAGAUGGGAGCCAACAUGACCAUCACUAACCAGGCAGGAGAGACCCCCAGGGAUGUGGCCAGAAGGUUCGGUCAGCUGGCCUGUGUAAAGCUCCUAGGAGGGGAUCCAGAGGAGGACACCUCAGUGGUGGUGGGGGAGGAUGAAGAAGAUGGAGAGGAGGAUGUAGAGGCCAGCACUGAGGGGCGGGGAGUGGCCCAGACUGAGAGGCAGAAACAGGAAGCUAGGUCCAGGGCCAAGAAUCGAGUGUCUGAACUAGAGAGGAUGUUGGAGAUUGCUAAAAAGAACUACACACAGCUCGGGGGAAGACUGGCAGAGGACAAGAAGCGUAUGCAGCAGAUCAGGGACAAAGACAAGACUAUCACUGAGCUGGAGGCACAACUUGACUAUGAAAGACUGAGAAGAGAGAAACUCGAGGCCCAGUUAGACGAGUACAGAAGAGAAAUAGCGGAGAUGAAGUACCAGCUACAGACCAGGAUGUAUGGAGAAGAAAGUACUGAUGAAGAAAUUGAGUCUGUAAUGGCAAGAGCUAAGAAGAAUGGGAAGAAAUCUGGGAAGAAGGGAUCUCGACGCAAGACUGAGGACGAAGACAGCGGAGUUUUUAUAAAAAGAAACAUGUCAAAUCCAAAGAAGGGCAACAAGUACAGAAUAGUGUGAAUCCAGUGAGAAAUGGAAAAGUGGAAAUUCUUCCUUUGACUAUUUUUGAGAACUAUGUCACAGUACAUAUAAACUGAUAAUGGCUUGUGCUCUUCGAUACUGGUAGGGAGAUACUUAAAUUGUUUCUCCAAUGGUUUGUAGUCAGAUAUGUGGUAGGCUUUUAAUAUUAACCAGGGUUUUUCUUUUUUCCAAUGGCAUAUAUAGUACUUUUAAGUAAAAAAAGAAAUUCGUAAUUUCUUCUUCACAGUAACAUGAGUAAGGAACUGCAUACAUACUGAUGGUAUGCCUAAAAAAUUUUGUUAUAUACAUGUACAUACAUAUUUGUACCGGUACACUGUAACAGUUACUGUGUAUUUAUAUGGAUACGUUAUUGACAGAAACUGAAAAGUUGUACAAAUAGGACAGUACAUUUUUUUCAUUAUUAACUGUAAUAAAUAUGUUAUUUAAUGUACACAGUGGUACAUUUGCAAUAGUAUAUUGAUUUUAUGUUUUACUUUAUGGACUGCAUUUUAUUUUAUUAUACUUGUAGUGUUUUAUGUUGGCGAAUGUGAAAAUGUGGGAUCAUUUGAUUAAUCAAAGUAAAAUUUGAUAUCAUGUCUAACAUGUCUAAUAUAAUGGAAUUGAAUGUUUAAAUGAAUUAUUCUCUUUGAAAAUCAUCUUGUGAAUAAUUAAUAAACAUUAAAUUUAUUUGAAGACCUAUCUGUAAAAUUUAAAGUGAUCAAAAUAAAAAAUCCAUAUGCAACUCAAA